AUGAUUCUGCGGCCCUCGAGAAAACUCGCUGGGCCAAUGUAUCGUCGAAAGUCCGGCCUCAUUGCGGCUCUGCUCACCCUCUUUCUCUUCCUCCUCUUCCUGCAAACCCGCGUUCACCAUGAACCUGCUGAGCCUCUUCCACCUGCCCGCCCCAAGUCUGCCCCCGAAUCUGUGUCUCUCACGGAGCCCGAGCCAAAACCGCCAGCCAAGACUAAGAAUCCCCUCCUCGACAGCCAGGCCGCGUUCUGGCGAAGCCUCUAUCUGAUCAUUCUGAACAACGACCCCAAUUGCAGGAAUGCUCCCGAUCUUGUCGUGCCACAGAAGCUCGAUAUUGGCUUUGAUCCCACCCACAAUCAUCCCCGACCUGACAUCUUGUACAUGGAUACCGCCGACAUCAAGCGCAUGCGUGAAGCCCAUUCCAACUUUGUCAAUGACUUGAAAAGCGACCCUCCGAAAAUACCAUAUGAGCCGGGUACUCGUGGCAUUGUUAUGACUGGAGGCUUCAACCAGCUCCCCGUCCUGGUCAUCUCUGUCCGCAUGCUACGCCGAGCGAAGUCUGAGUUACCGGUGGAGGUUUUUGUUGCCGAUCGGUUUGAAUGGGACGAGCAUGUCUGCAAUGUUAUCCUACCGGCUCUCAAUGCCAAAUGUCUUCUAUUUUCCGACAUCUUUCAUGCCGCCAACGCUGGUGUAUCAGUGGAUCGAUUUCAGUACAAAGCCUUGGCCGUCCUAUUCUCCUCAUUUGAGGACGUCCUGUUGCUUGACUCUGACGCCUUUCCAGUCCACAAUCCUCUUCCACUAUUUCAGGAGGAGCCGUUCAAGAGCAAUGGAUUGGUCGUCUGGCCGGAUUUCUGGUACGCCUCGGAAUCUCCCUACUAUUUCGAGAUCGCCAAAAUCGACAGGAUUCCCUCGUUAAACGAGCGGGCUGCCGUCGAAUCGGGUGAAGUCAUGUACUCUAAAUCCAAACAUCAGUUGUCGCUCCUCCUCGCGGCAUAUUACAACUAUUACGGGCCUACCUAUUACUAUCCCCUGCUCUCCCAAGGUGCACCCGGCGAGGGCGAUAAGGAGACGUUUGCUUGGGCAGCUACUGCUCUCAAAGAGCCUUUCUACGCCGUCCACCAACGGGUUAUGGCUCUCGGCCGGCACGACUCCUCUGGCAACUACCUUGGUAGUGCUAUGGCUCAGCACGACCCUGUCGCUGAUUAUGCAUUCACGAAUGCCUAUGGCCCUCCCCACGAGCGAGUUCAAGAUAUUGAUACUGGCAAGGACAACCAUUUUGAUAUCCAAGCCAGCGAUAUCAGACCUUUUUUCAUCCACGCCAACUUCCCCAAAUUUGAUCCGGCAACUAUCUUUGAAUAUCAAAUGACAGAUUUUUCGGGCGAAGUAUCCGGCGUUGGGGGACCGACUCGAGACACAAACGGCACGAAUGUCCGUUGCUGGAUGGACAAAGCUCGUGCUAUCGAGUUGUUCGGGUUUGACGUGGAACGCAGGUUCUGGGAAGAGAUCAAAAGCACGGCUUGCGAAUAUGAGCACCAAUUUGGCGCAUGGCAAGGCAAACGGGGAAUCUGCGAGAAGACUGAGAAGUAUUGGAACGACGUGUUUGGUUCAGAUGCUGUCCUCGAAGAUCGGCAGAAUUUGGGGGUCUCAGUUGAAAAGCCCGCGCCGCCUUGA
Fonsecaea erecta is the source of this 1668-nucleotide messenger RNA. RefSeq lists its product as hypothetical. Gene Ontology annotation, cellular component: Golgi apparatus. The coding region runs from base 1 to 1668 and encodes 555 amino acids. Gene Ontology annotation, biological process: mannan biosynthetic process. The record is from RefSeq and is a predicted model, not a curated record. Gene Ontology annotation, molecular function: alpha-1,2-mannosyltransferase activity. NCBI's taxonomy places the organism in Eukaryota, Fungi, Ascomycota, Eurotiomycetes, Chaetothyriales, Herpotrichiellaceae. The transcript has a single exon.